UGUGACUGUUUUGAAUUCGUGUGAUAUGUAAAGUGGACUGAUAACCAAGUAACCAUGACAGCAGUGCCACCUCCCCAAGCAUAUGCGGGGUCGUCUCCCAAUGACAGUCAAUAUUACUACAGUGACAACUCCACAUGGACCAAGGACUUCCUGGUCACGCGUGACCCAGUGUUCGUAAAUAAAGCUGUAGUGAAUGGCGAGUACAUAGGUCGGCAACCACACACCUACAUCUACCUCGCAAUAGCUGUCACAGUUCUGAAUCCUCUUCUUGGACCCUUCGCCAUAAUGUUUGCUGUGAUGUCUAGUCGGUCCUAUGACGACGGUGACGUCAAGACAGCCUUGAAGUGGGCAAAUUAUGCAUUUAUGCUGUCCAUGAUGACGAUAGGCAUCUCAAUCAUUGUAUAUAUAGCAAUAGGAUUUUCUUUGAGUCCUCUUGGAACAAAAGGAGGUCACACUCCUUGAUUUCCUGAACCAACCUUGUAUAUAUGUAUAUAGAUCAUCAUUCCUACAACAAUCUCAUUUAAUUAAGACAAUGAUUUGUCUGUAAUAAUUGGGUAAUAAUCCCUGAUCUGUCCAU
Molecule: messenger RNA, 577 nt
Organism: Ylistrum balloti
Lineage: Eukaryota; Metazoa; Mollusca; Bivalvia; Pectinida; Pectinidae
Exons: 3
Coding region: 55-462 (135 amino acids)
Cellular component (GO): membrane
Source: RefSeq, a predicted model, not a curated record